Linum tenue is the source of this 542-nucleotide messenger RNA. The record is from the annotation of a GenBank genome assembly. Lineage: Eukaryota; Viridiplantae; Streptophyta; Magnoliopsida; Malpighiales; Linaceae.
CUUGAAUCUCAGAAGGAUCACAAGAAGCGCCUUUUAGCUUUUCUCAUUAGAGACUGUUCCACAGAAUGCUUUUCCUUGGCAUCAUUACCAUCAAAGUCAGGAACUGGGUCCCCGUUCAACAAUUCCCUCAUGGCUUCAGCAGCUAAUUGGGUGCCCAAUCCAGCAUCGGAAAAAUCUGGAGCAACAGUGAUGUCUUCACGAGGUCCGGUUAAUUUUUUCCUAUUAGCCUGGUCAUGCAACUCAUUCAGAAGAUCUUUUCUGGUCUUCUUCAGAAUUCUCCUAGUUUUGCUUUCAGCUAUCUUGAACUUCUGAAGUACUAUUUUGGAAUCAGACUGUACAGUCGCCCUAUUCUCAACUUCAAAAUUCCCUUUUAUUUCCCUUCUGUGGGUUUGAUCUGCCCUUGGGGGAAGUUGACAACGACCUGACUCCAACGAAAUCGUCCUUUCUUCUAAUGAAAAUAUCUCCACCUCCCUCAUCUUCCAGUCUGUCAUCCCAGUCAAAGAUCCCAGCUCUUUCUUGAAUGCUUCUUUUGAGGGUUUUCU